Messenger RNA from Cyclocybe aegerita, 1380 nucleotides. The record is from the annotation of a GenBank genome assembly. Lineage: Eukaryota; Fungi; Basidiomycota; Agaricomycetes; Agaricales; Hemipholiotaceae.
AUGCUCCCCGUGGAAGUCUUGCUCAAUAAUUUAUUUUCUCUUUUACUCUUAUCUAUACUGCAGACAACAGAAGGUCCGAUAUCAGAUCUCGACGAGAUAUCCACAACAAGACCCCCCGAUAUGGUAUUCUACUUUUGUGGAGUUGCUUGUAUUCGACCCUUGACAGCCAUGAGCACCUCGAACAAUUUCCUUGUUGCGGAAGCACAACUUGAACUUGAUCAGGCGAGAAAGGCAAAGGCUGAACGGACGAAAUCCCUCGGCGAUCCCCUGGAGCUCCCUGGCAAAGCUUUGGCGAUAGAAGUGCGAGAUGGAAUCGCCUGGAUCGCAGAGAAUACGACCGUGAUUCGGAAGCUGGAGCUUGAGUCAGGAAAGACACUUCAGCUCUUCAAAGGGCAUACGGGACCUGUCACCGCUCUUACCUUCUGCGACAGAGUCUUUCGAUCGGGGGACAAUGAGAUCCUCGUAACUGGUUCAUGGGACAAGUCGAUUAAACUAUGGGAUACGACCACCAAGCAGCUCCUUUCUUCAACGGCAAAUGCGCACGAUGAUUUCGUGAAGUCUCUCCAUGUUUUUCCCUCGCUUCACCUGUUGGUGUCAGGCAGCUCUGACAAGAUUGUACGAUUCUGGGAUAUCUCCAAUCCAGAAAGUACAGAGUCUCUCAAGAGUUUAGGAUCCAUCUCCUCCCAUACACGUCCUGUCGAAUGCCUAGACGGACAGGCUCUCUCAGACACAUCUGCCGUCCUUUACACAGGAGAUACGAUGGGCGUCAUCAAGGUCUGGGAUCUGGAAAAAGAUUCGAGUUCUCUGCCCCGCUGGAAUGCUCGGCUAAGAAGCACGAUAAACCACCACAGGACGAGGAUCAACGAGCUGAGAUACGGCGGUGGAAACCUCUGGACAGCGUCGGCGGACGAAACGGUGCGGAUCCUCCCAGAAGAAUUGCCAAACGCAACGAAGGUCAAAGCAAAUCCCCCAAAGCCCGUCGAGCAUCCUGUAGCUGUGCGAGCGAUUCUGCCCCUUCCAUUGACCAAUCUCAGCGAGCCAUACCUCCUGACUGCCGCUGGGGAUAUCCUGAGGACAUACGAUAUCUCCGAUCCUAGCAACCCGGAGCUCCUUGGGGAAGUGGAUGCGCAUUGGCACGACAUCACAGCUAUUCGACUGUGGGUCCGAAGAACGACAGGAGAGGACGGGAAGACGCGCGUUGAGCCGUGGAUUAUCACGACGAGUUUGGAUCAGACGAUUCGAAAGUGGAAACUGACAGAACUCUUGAACCCACCGCCUCCAGCUCCAAAGCCAACAGAAGAGAAGCCGAUAGCACCUCCGUCGAAUUCAGGUUUAACAGAGGAGGAAGAACUCGUGCUGGCUGAAUUAAUGGACGACUGA